Messenger RNA from Penicillium odoratum, 876 nucleotides. Its product is annotated as class I SAM-dependent methyltransferase. Bases 1 to 876 code for a protein of 291 amino acids. Lineage: Eukaryota; Fungi; Ascomycota; Eurotiomycetes; Eurotiales; Aspergillaceae. The transcript is spliced from 9 exons. The record is from RefSeq and is a predicted model, not a curated record. Gene Ontology annotation, molecular function: methyltransferase activity.
AUGGCGGAAGACAAUCAGACCAUCUCGGUGGAUACGAACAUUUAUCAGGCCGGUAGCGGCGGUUAUCUCAAUGACUGGCAAUCGGAAACUAGCUCGAUCGGUUCAUUGAUUUCUCGAGGUUUAAUGGAAAAUGGUCGUCGUUAUCAAACACUCAGCAAGAAAGGAUACUUGAUGCCCUCGGAUGAACAAAUGUUCGAUUCUUAUGAAGCUGGACACCUUGUCGCACUCGUCUUAGAGUCAGACAAGGCAAACCCCCUAUUCCGUUCACCUAUCGGAGAUAGGCCAGCGCAUAUCCUCGAUCUUGGCACGGGCAAGGGUAACUGGGCAAUUGAUGUCGCCGACAUGUAUCCCGAAACAACCGUUCGUGGUGUGGACCUGUUCCCACCCCCUGUAACCUGGAUGCCCCCCAACUGCGUAUUUGAAGUAGACAACGCCCUCGAAGAAUGGACAUGGCAACAACCAUUCGAUCUCGUCCACAUGCGCAUUAUGAUAGGAUCAUUCGAUCCUAGUGAGUGGAACAAACUCUACAAGCGAAUCUACGACAACCUACGCCCCGGAGGCUGGAUCGAACAACUCGAAGCCUGUCCCUGCAUCGAUAGCGAUGACGAAAGUAUACCCGCAGACAGCAUUCUCCGAAGCUGGUUCCCGAACAUGAAAGCAUGCGGCACAGCAGCGGGUCGAGACGUAAUGAUCCUCGACACAAUGGCGGAUUCAAUCCGCGCAGCCGGAUUCGUCGAAGUACACGAGAAGCCUUACAAAUGGCCGAUCGGAGCAUGGGCACGCGAUCGCAGAUUCAAGGAAGCUGGCAUGAUCAAUUUCCAGCACUGGAUGGGCGGGAUGGAAGGGUGGUCUAUGUGGCUCUUGACUCUUGACUAA